AUGAACCAUGCAGGAGUCCUCGCUGCGACAUGCUGUGUCCUGGCCCUUGUGCAGCCGGUGCACGCAUUCGUAGCUGUUCCGCCUGCCGUGAACACGCGGCGGCCGGGAGGACUGAGCUCGCUUGACGUGCGGCAGCAGGCGGCCUCAGCUCGGCCCCACAGCAACGGCGCCGAGGCUGGUGUCCGAGGCAGCCGCAACUGCAGAAGGCGGCAGCGCCAUGUGAUGAUGGGCGCGACGGCGGCGACUAGACUCGAGAGCCUGACGGUGUCCCCCAUCUCCCUCAUCUCCGGGGAGGUCGAGCUGCCGGGCAGCAAGUCCCUCAGCAACCGCGUGCUCCUGCUGAGCGCCUUGGCUGAGGGAACUACCAAGGUGGAGAACCUGCUGGACUCGGAAGACAUCCAGUACAUGCUCGGCGCACUCAAGACGCUCAAGGUGUCCGUGGACAGCGACCUCGAGGCGAAAACGGUGGAGGUGGUGGGCAACGCCGGCCCAUUCGAGGUGUCGGACCCUACCGAGUUGUUCCUCGGCAACGCGGGCACUGCCAUGCGGCCCUUAACGGCGGUGGUGUGCGCGGGGAAGGGGGAGUUCGUCAUGGACGGCACCCCCAGGAUGCGGGAGAGGCCCAUCGUAGAUCUCGUAGAUGGGCUCAAGCAGCUCGGCGUGGACGUGUCCUGCUCGGACACGGGGUGUCCCCCAGUGAACAUCAAGGCGGCGGGCCUUAACGGGGGCACGACGAGGGUCAGCGGGAAGAUCUCGUCGCAGUACCUGUCGGCCCUGCUCAUGGCGGCGCCGCUGUCGUCGGGAGAGGUGGUCAUCGAGAUCACGGACGAGCUCGUGUCCGCCCCGUACGUGCACAUGACCAUCAAGCUCAUGGACAAGUUCGGAGUCAAGGUUAAGAACGAGGGGGACAUGCGGUUCACCAUCAAGGAUGGACAGAAGUACGUGUCCCCGGGUACGAUAGCCGUCGAGGGCGACGCCUCCUCCGCCUCCUACUUCUUGGGCGGCGCCGCCAUCACCGGGGGUCCCGUGACUGUACGCGGGUGCGGCAGGGACAGCGUGCAGGGCGACGUAAGAUUCGCCGAGGUGUUGGAGAAGAUGGGCGCGACUCUGACUUGGGAGGCGAACGCCAUGACGGUUAGCAGGGACCUGGAAACCCCUCUCAGAGGCGUCGACGUGGACUGCGGGGAGAUUCCGGACGCGGCGAUGACCCUUGCGGUGAUCGCCUUGUUCGCUGAGGGGCCCACGGCUAUUCGCAACGUCUACAACUGGCGGGUGAAAGAGACGGAACGCAUGAAGGCAAUCGUCACCGAGCUCGGGAAACUGGGAGCGGAGGUCGAAGAAGGGCGCGACUACUGCAUCGUUACUCCUCCGAAGGCUGUUAAACCGAGGGUGGCCAUCGACACUUAUGACGACCACCGAAUGGCCAUGUGCUUCUCGCUGGCGGCCUGCGCCGGAGUUCCCGUGACCAUCAACGACCCUGAGUGCACGGCGAAGACCUUCCCGACGUACUUCAAGGUCCUCGGAGACCUGACCACGAACGAAGCGUGACGGCACCAUGUGCUGUGCUGCUGAGUGGGAGGAAUUUUGACGGGGAGACGUGGCCUCUUUUUUCUCUUUUUAGGGUAGUAAAUGUAGUUGUGCGUGCAGCUUGUUGGUGGUGUUCGCGCUCAAUCUCUCAUGCAACCCGGGGACUGAAUAGACCAGGACCUGUUGUCGUAGAUGUCGUAGACACCGUCGUGUGGACCGUAUUUUGCUCCGUUUACCGGUCUCCUCUCUCGCAGAUGAGCAUUCUCGGGGGGGGGCAAAGAGGCAACGAAUUCGCCGCGUUUAUUGUGUGCCGUUUUCUCCGCCGUAUUUAGCCCUUAUGCCGACGGUAACGUGUAUUGCCUGUCAACUACGGUACGUGUCGUACCUCGAAAGGUUGGGGGAGUCUUUGUCGGACCAACGGGCCACACAAACACAUGUCGGACGGCGGUUCUAUUUGUUGUUGUUGUUGCUGUGUUCGUUUCGUGUUCGUUUGUAUGCUUGCGUAGUCGCGUGGGCUGAGACGCGAGGUGAAGCCAGAUUAAGCUACUUUUGGGGGGAUUGAUGGGAUGGAAAAUACCAAGAGAAGGAAGAGCGGGGUGGUGUUGCGUAUUAGUAGGCCGGUCUGAUUUCUCGUGAAAUUCGAUUCGCAACGCGUGUGAUACCAUCGAAUAGCAAGUGCCGUGAAUUCAUGGCUGAUUUUUCCUCGACUCUUUCUUGAUGGGUAAAGGAGUAGUAGUUGGUUUGUUUCAUCGAGAAAAAAAAUCGAAAGUCAUCGGGCUUUUGGGAAGGGGGCGGCCAGCAGAAACGAAACUGGACAUCGAGCUGUGUCAGAUGGACGGCUGAAUGGAACAACCCCUGUCACCUUAGAAAUCGAAGUCAAGCAUCGCAGGAGGAAGUCGAGCAAAGAGGAGGUCCCUGGCGGUACAGUAGAUAACUCCCUCCUGUCUUGGUGAUGACCCUGGAUGGUUCAUCGGUGUGGACUGAUGGCACUAGGGCACAUACAUGGGUGAACAAAGGGAAGCACACGCACACAAGCUUUCUCUUGCGUCCCCCCUGUCGGUAUAGUAACUCUUUUCUUACGGCUAGAAAAGAGUGCACGCGUUUUUUAUCCCGCUGUGUAUGUCGUAUAUAUAUAUGCGUAGAUACGACUGACGAAUUUUCAUAGGUUAGACGGACUGACGUGCGUGGUCGAUGAUCACUCGUUCGCGUCAUUUUGUCUUGAUACAGUAAAAGGCUCACCACAUCCUCUGACUGCCACAGGUCAACGAGGGGGGUGUGGUGGUGGUGGGUUAUUAUUUGAAGAGGACACGGUGGGUUUG
This is a messenger RNA of Ectocarpus siliculosus, 2846 nucleotides long. The record is from the annotation of a GenBank genome assembly. NCBI's taxonomy places the organism in Eukaryota, Phaeophyceae, Ectocarpales, Ectocarpaceae.